Fimicolochytrium jonesii is the source of this 1653-nucleotide messenger RNA. Its product is annotated as P-loop containing nucleoside triphosphate hydrolase protein. The record is from RefSeq and is a predicted model, not a curated record. Gene Ontology annotation, molecular function: GTPase activity; GTP binding; translation initiation factor activity. The transcript has 2 exons. Bases 1 to 1653 code for a protein of 550 amino acids. Lineage: Eukaryota; Fungi; Chytridiomycota; Chytridiomycetes; Spizellomycetales; Powellomycetaceae.
AUGGAGGCCAUCAAGGAAAAGACUUCGCUCUUGCACAAGGGCGCUGACCCGGGAUACAAGCUUCCUGGUCUGCUAGUCAUUGAUACCCCAGGACACGAAUCUUUCACGAACUUACGUUCCCGUGGUUCGUCACUCUGCAACAUUGCCAUUCUGGUAGUUGACAUUGUUCACGGACUUGAGCCACAAACCUUGGAGUCUCUUGGUCUCCUGCGUCAGCGCAAAACACCAUUCAUCGUCGCCUUGAACAAGAUCGAUCGUAUGUACGACUGGAAAGCCAUGCCUGAUCACCCUACAAGAGAUACGCUGGCCUCCCAAGCACCUCACGUUCUUCGUGAAUUCAAUGAGCGUGUGAAGAAAGUCAUACUGGAGUUCGCCGAGCAAGGUCUGAAUGCUUGCCUGUACUGGGAGAACAAGAAUUACGCCAAGAACGUCUCGCUGGUGCCUACUUCAGCCAUCACCGGUGAAGGUAUUCCCGAUUUGCUCCACCUUCUCGUCGACUUGACACAAACCAGGAUGACGGAAAAGCUGAUGUAUCUCUCCGAGCUCGAGUGUACGGUUUUGGAAGUCAAGGUUGUGGAAGGUCUUGGAACGACAAUCGAUGUUGUCCUUUCCAAUGGUGUACUGAACGAAGGCGAUAGGAUUUGCGUGUGUGGAUUGAACGGACCCAUCAUCACCACCGUUCGUGCGUUACUCACACCGCAACCGAUGAGAGAACUUCGUCUCAAAUCACAAUACGUUCACCACAAAUCCGUCAAGGCUUCCCUGGGGAUCAAGAUCGCUGCGCCGGACCUCGAAAAGGCCAUUGCCGGAUCUCGGUUGCUGGUCAUCGGCCCUGACGAUGACGAAGACGAGAUCAAGGAAGAGGUCAUGGGUGACCUUACAUCCCUUUUGUCGAAUAUCGACAAGUCCGGGAAAGGUGUCUGUGUCCAAGCCUCUACUCUUGGAUCCCUCGAAGCCCUCCUCACCUUCUUGAAGGCGUCGAACAUCCCCGUUUCCGGCAUCAACAUUGGACCCGUGCACAAAAAGGAUAUCAUCCGCGCAUCCGUAAUGUUGGAGCGGGCUCGAGAGUACGCCCAAUUGUUAGCAUUCGACGUGCCAAUUGAUAAGGAAGCCGAGCAGAUGGCUGAAGAAUUGGGUGUGAAGAUCUUCUCCGCUGAGAUCAUUUACCACUUGUUUGACGCAUUUACCGCGUACAUGAAGGACUUGGAGGAGAAGAAGCGUGCGGACGCGGCACCAAAAGCCGUCUUCCCGUGCGUCCUGAAAAUUGUUCCGGGCGCCGUCUUCUCGCGUCGUAAUCCUAUCAUUCUCGGAGCCGACGUCGUGGAGGGUAACCUCAGAAUUGGCACGCCGUUGUGUGUGUACAGCGAGGAGACCUCGAGUGUAAUCAAGCUUGGACGGGUUACCAGCAUUGAGCUGAAUCACAAGGCUCAGCAAGAAGCUAAGAAGGGAGGCCCCGCUGUUGCCAUCAAGAUUGAGUGCCCGGACUUCGAGACCCCAAAACUGUUCGGCAGACACUUCACGGAGAAGAACGAGUUGUAUUCCCACAUUACAAGACCAUCGAUCGACAUCCUGAAAACAACCUUCCGAAACGAUCUCAGCAAGGACGAUUGGGCCCUUGUUGUGAAGUUGAAGAAGAUUCUCAAAGUCGAGUAA